Messenger RNA from Bicyclus anynana (squinting bush brown), 1723 nucleotides. RefSeq lists its product as uncharacterized. The transcript has 11 exons. Gene Ontology annotation, molecular function: protein binding. Lineage: Eukaryota; Metazoa; Arthropoda; Insecta; Lepidoptera; Nymphalidae. The record is from RefSeq and is a predicted model, not a curated record. Bases 116 to 1684 code for a protein of 522 amino acids.
AGGAAUAAUUUACCUGUGCUGCUGUAUGAUUUGACUGGUUUGUAUAUGUGUGCUGCCGAACCCAUUUCACCUUCUUCAAGUUCAGGUUGCCGGCGUACUUGUUCAACAUCGUCCAAUGGACCACGGUCUACGUUACGAUGAUCAAAGGGAAGAGAAAUUGGAAUUCAACAAGCACUUGUCAGCAACUAAAUCCUGGUAUGCCCGAAUAUCUUGUGCAAACAAAAAGCGAUUUAUCCUAGCCUUAUUGAAAGAUGUGCGCAGUGCUUGGACGCUAGCACUAAUUUUGAAAUCAAUAUGGAACUGUCGGCCAAAAGAUGCUGUGAUGUCCGUAUCUGAACCCAAAGUAUGGAGUAGCUACGAUCAAGUCCCCAUGGAUCACAAUAGAACUGCUCUACCAUUGUCAACUCUUAUAGAAGUAAUGAUGAGUGAUCGAAAGUGGUUCCAGUCUCUUGUACCUGAACGUCAAGCAGUAGUACUUUCGCAGCUGCUAUCAAUGUCAGGUGGUCCAGUCAUGUGGGAGACUCUGAAGCGAGCACAGAAAAUAUACGACAGUCACGUAGAGAUACAGCUGAACGAUUUACUGAGAUGCGAAGUGGUCCAAGAAGAGGUGCCACGGAAGAAAUCCGCUUCAAUUGUUGAAACGACAUCGAUUAAGAAAGAAACUACUAAUACAGCAAAAAAGAAAACCACCGAGGCUGAGUUGUUAAAAGCUAAUACUGAGUCACCAGCUCUUCAAGCACAAAUAGAGUUGGAAACUAAUUUAGCACUAUGGGCAUCAACAGUUAAAACACUGAAAGACCAAAUGAAAUUGGAAGAAUUGGAGAUGACCUAUAAGAGUGGAAGCACAAAGGUUUGGAAAGUGCAUCGGCAAAAACCUGAAGUCGUGGAAACUGUUGAUUUAAUUCAGUUACUUCCUUCGGCUAUAAGCAAGCGUAUUUUAAUCUAUUUGAACACUAGCCAGUUAAUGGACUGUGCCCGUGUUAAUAAGUACUGGGCACAUUUAGUUGAGGAACUUCGCGCAGAAAUACAAACAAGACUAAAAAUCGACAUCGAAUUGGAAAAACUACGAGAAAAUAUCAUUAAGAAUAACAAAGGCUUAGAACAAUUGAAGAAGUUCAACCAAGAAGAAUUGGGAUCAAUUAUGACUUUAGGCGUCAGCUCAACAGGUGUUAGACAUACAAAGGAGCGUUCCAGUCCUGUUGUUAGCAACAAAUCUUGCUCUUUGUCGCUUACCACUGCGAUGAAUAAACAACGGAAAAUACCUCGCGUUCGCACUAAACCUAUUCAAAAUAUGAAUGAUUUGAACGAACGUUUAGAAAGACGUGGUGCCGCUGACGAAAACGUAUGGAAAUGGUGUAGAAACGUUCUGAAAAUAAGCAAAAAUUGUAACCAAAUACAAAUACCGGUUAAAAAAGGAGGAAUACUUGCGAUGACAACAGACACGUUCCCAGGUCCAACGGUGUCUAAAACAGUAAAAAUACCGCUCAAGAAAGCACUUAUAAUGGACCCUACACAGAAGUUUCCUACUAAACCCAGAGAGAUUGUCACAACUUCAAAUACACGUACUUCUAUGAACGAUAGAUUUGCUAAGCAAGCAGAAAAUAAACACUACUGUACUCUUUGCUCGAAAGAAUUAACAAGGCUCUACCCAGUUUGUAAGUGUUUAUGUAACAUGGAGAAUUAACCUACCAAAUUGAAUAUUGUUAAAUUUUAAAUAAAAUAU